AUCGCACUGUCCAACAUUACAUUAUCUCAUAUUUUAUAUUACUAACAGUGAAACAUGAGAUCUGCUGCAUUAACAACUGUCAUCGCCAUUUUGGCGGUAAAUGUUUCCUUAGUCCUCGGUUGGGGAUACAGAGCCUCUGACCAGAGGCGCUGGGCUGUCCUCCACCCCGCCUGCGGAGGUCGCCAACAGUCCCCCAUCGCCAUAGCUGCCCGCCAAGCCAUCCCCAUUUCAAUCCCCGCUAUGGAACUCAUCGGCUACCAGAACCCACUGCCUGGGCCUCUUACGAUCACCAAUAAUGGACAUUCAGUGGCGUUAACCAUCCCCAAAUACAGUUCCGAAGAAGAAAAGAAAGGCUUCCGUCUCCCUUACAUCUUCGGCGGUCCCCUGGACAAUGAGUACGAGAUUGAAGGUCUCCACUUCCACUGGGGAGACAAGAACAACCGAGGCUCUGAACAUACCCUCAACGAUAUGCGCUUGCCUUUGGAAAUGCAUAUCAUCCACAGAAACAAGAAGUACAGGAAUCUGGCUGAGGCUCUCCAGCACCCUGAUGGUCUUUGCGUGCUUGCGUUCUUCUACCAGGUCGUAGAAUUCGACGCCAAGCUCCUGACCCCCAUCGUGAAGAACCUGUCAGCCAUCGAGAACUACAACACAUCCAUGCAACUCCCACACACCUUCUCCCUCUCUUCCAUCCUCUCAGGUUUAGACACUGAGCGCUUCUACACCUACAAGGGUUCCCUCACCACCCCUCCUUGCGCCGAGGCCGUCACGUGGGUCGUAUUCUCUGACUACCUUCCAAUCUCCGUGUUCCAGAUGGACAACUUCCGCGGCCUCCUGUCCAACCUGAACCUGCCUCUCGUGGACAACUUCAGACAGCUCCAACCGCUAUUCGGCCGGCGCAUAUUCGUCCGCAUAACGUCGAAGAACCCCAAAUUCAAGAAGACCAAGCUUCACUACUCCAAAUGGGACUGGGUUGGACAUAAGAAGGCCGAAAAUGACGUAGCUGAAUUCGACGAAUAAAUCACCAAAGCUUUAAGAUCUGCUUCAAUUCUUAACUAAUCAUCACCGACGUUUUCAAUACGGGUAUAUAGCUCAUUUAAAUUGAUACCAAAUAAGGUAUUUGUUACCAUUUUGUUUUUAUUUUAUUUGAUAUAAAUAUGGUUGUGUGCACUGUACUUUUUAAUUGUAUAUUUGUGUGAAUAGAAGUAUUAUAGGAUAAGCUUGUUAAUAAUCUUUAAAAAUAAACUUUUGAAACUUA
Helicoverpa zea (corn earworm) is the source of this 1255-nucleotide messenger RNA. It is a transcript of the gene CAH9, whose product is annotated as carbonic anhydrase 7. The transcript is spliced from 5 exons. Gene Ontology annotation, cellular component: cytoplasm. Bases 55 to 1017 code for a protein of 320 amino acids. The record is from RefSeq and is a predicted model, not a curated record. Gene Ontology annotation, molecular function: zinc ion binding; carbonate dehydratase activity. Lineage: Eukaryota; Metazoa; Arthropoda; Insecta; Lepidoptera; Noctuidae.